CCUUACUAUUACUGUCAUUUUAUCUGCACUAUAUAGUGUUUUUGGCAUCCAUCAUUUAUUUAUAUUUACACACCAGAUAUCCAAUAAUCGCGGGCGAUUGACGCAGGGAUAGAAAGCCAUCGCAUUAUUAAUUCUAACAGAUACUAUAUUGACAGGAUGGGAUGCUGUUUUGUGCUCACUCUGUUCGUUUCGCUCCUUCACGGUGUUUUUGGUGGUGAUGGAGUAAAAGUGUCAGAAAUGGAGGGAGACAAAGUCACUCUAAACACUGAUAUAAUCAAAAAAGAGCAUGAUAAGUUGCUGUGGUAUUUUGAAGACACUCGCAUCGCUCUGAUCAAUGGACAUCCCAACACGAGCUGUUUAUAUGAUGGAGAAGACGGGAGAUUCAGAGACAGACUGAAGGUGGACUAUGAGACUGGAUCUCUGAUCAUCACAAACAUCACAACUCAACACACUGGACUUUAUGAAGCAGAAAUCAUCAGAAGUGAGAGUUCAGGGAAAAGACAAAGUUUAAACAGAAACCGCAAGUGUGAUAGCACAAAAAUCACCAAAAAAACCGGCAUCAGUCAUGAUGAUAACAUAAAAACUUUCAAUGUGAUCGUCACUGCAGCUCUAUCUGAUCAAGUCAAAAGCAACGACGAGCCCAGUAUGGAGAAGAGGGAGUCUGACUUGGAUUCAGGUCUGCCUUUAGCUGCUGUAGCAGGAAUAUGUGCUGCUGUUCUGCUGCUGCUGACUGUUGUAGCUGCUGCUGCUGUGAUCUUCAGAAAUGGAAUAAGGAAGAAUGAAAACAAUGGACUACAGCGCAAAGAAGAGAAGGAGAAAGACGAUCCCAAAAGUGUCAUUAUAAAAUGAGGAAAGCGGAAGCAAUCUUCUCUUUAAAACAUAUACUUACAUAUAUACAACACUUUAAAGGGGGCAUAACACACACAUUUUCACCUAAUCUUGUGUUAAUCUUUACUAUAAAGUAUAACUGCAUCCUUAUUAUCUCCAAAAAAGUGUUUGGUUUGAUCAUAUUGAUAAGAGAAAGAUACAGCUUUACGAUUCUCUCCGGAAAAAGGCGAGCUCUCGGAGGCGUGCCGUGGGCGGAGCUAAAGAGUGAUGAGCACUUGGGCGUCGAAUUUGAUACUGAUUAAGGCUUACCGUCAAUUUACCGGCAGUUCUGUAUCUUGACCAGGAUAUUUUAAAGCUGGGACCAUUCCAUAUAUAAAUCUCAAACCUUUGUUCAAAUCCAGCAUUGAACUGGACCUUGUUUAUAAAACAUUUGUCAACAAACACACUUGUAAAACUCCUUUGCUGUCGCGUAAAAUUAGACAUCUCUGAGAUGUUUCUGUUUUGAACAUGGCUCCUGAUGACUAAUUUAUUAUGUGUUUCUGUGCCCACGAGCAUAUGUCCCUUGCUAACGAGAAGCUAUGCUUCUAACCACAGGUGGAGAGCUGUUUUCCCUACCACAUCAGAUUGUGACACUAUGUUUCAGGAUGUUCGUUUGAACUAAUGUUUCGGGGAAAACGGGGCGUUUCCUGAACAUUCCUGUAAAACGACGGAACUCGCUGAUUAACCACCAUAGUGCGAUGCAUUGUUGUUGAAACAAACUCAGUUAGCUGGAUUUGAUUAUUGAGGAUUUGGCAUGACUUUGGAUUGUUUGGUUCAUCGAAGCUCGUCCCAGUGUUGAUCGCAUCUUUUUAACCAGAACUGAUACUUAAAAUCUGUCCGUUACUGCAGCUACUUUAUUACUAGAGUAUCCUACUGAUCCAGGGACAAUCAUUUUAAAUAAUAAUGAUUUUAUUAAAUUAAUUUAAAGACAGUAUAAUAUUGUUGAGUAGUCUUUAAUACUAUAGACACAGAACGUUUUACUAUUCAACAUAAAAUAAGUACUUCAUGAUUGUAUUAGAAGUCUUGCACACAGAUAAUAUAGAGUUGUGCAUUAAUUUGAGUGAUGACAGAUAUUAUCGGAUAUAUUAAUGCAGAUAACAUGAUCUUGACUCUUAAGAAACUCUCACACGGCAAACCUGUUUCAAAGAUCAAAAUUUAUUUGAAAUAUGAAUAGCUUAUUACUACUUUGAAAUAAAAACGUAACGCCUGUACAAAUAUUAGAAGUCAUAAAUAUAAAUUAUCGAGCAGCCAUGAAAUGAAAUGCGUGCAGCUACAAUUAUGUAAUAUAGCCUACCUCAUGUAAACUGCGUUACACUCACUGUACACUGAUCUAGAGUAUAUAUUUACAUUCAAUCAAUUAGCAAAUGGUUUUAUUCAAGUCGUGAUGAUGAACAUCGCAAGCACUUUAUUACAUUAGUUAUUAAAAUAAGCUGAAUAAGGACAGAUCUUUGAUCCACCGCAGGUCAACGGCGAGGGUUAAGGUUCUGGAAAGUGACUUUGACGUUUGUUGAUUCUUUGUGCAAUAUAAAAUACGUUACCAAAUAAUUGUAAGACACAGCUAUUUUAAGUUUACGCACAGGACAAUUGAACUUUAUAAACUAGUCAAAAAUGAGGAAAUUGUCUUUGUCAAAAUGUUUUAUAUUGACAUUAUGUGUAACACAUUGUGUAAACUUUUACUGUCAUUGCUCAGAACUGAGGUUGAAUUGAUCUUUCAAGCUUCAUCCAUAAACUGUGUAAUGUUUUUAUAAUAUUAUUCUGUAUUCUGGAAGUCCAAUUUAUUUUCUCUAUUGAAAAACUGGUGAAUGAUUCUGUAUAAACUACAGAUAUGUAAGCAAGUAUACUUACUUAAAAUGAGAUGAAGAAAGUUGUAGUUUAUGUAAUUUAGAUUACUCAUUUAUGGUAAAGAUUCUGUGCUUAUGUUGCUGAGGUGUUUUUCCUGUUCCCCACACUGUUCUCCCCACAGGAGCAUAGUCUGUUUUGUUUUUCUUUCUCUUCCCUCUCCUCAUGUUAUGCUGUAUUUAUUCAAUGCCCUGUCUUCCUGUCCUGUCCACCCCCUUGUCAUAUUGUAUGUAUUGACAGUUUGAUGGCUAAUUGACCAGUGACAAUAAAGGCUACUACUACUAAUGUA
Messenger RNA from Carassius gibelio (silver crucian carp), 2995 nucleotides. RefSeq lists its product as uncharacterized. Bases 157 to 849 code for a protein of 230 amino acids. The transcript has 6 exons. NCBI's taxonomy places the organism in Eukaryota, Metazoa, Chordata, Actinopteri, Cypriniformes, Cyprinidae. The record is from RefSeq and is a predicted model, not a curated record.